AUGUCCAGCGCAUUGCAACAAUAUCGUAUCACCCCUAAUAGCACCACAUCAAGUGUCGCAGUCCCAAUAACCCCGACACCGGAUUACGUCGCACAGCUGAACUCUCUUGUGCACAGCCAAGAGGUUUUGGCUUCGACUGGAUAUAUCGUUAAGGAACUGUCCGACGAGGAUCUGGAGAGUAAAAAGAGGUGCUCAGGAUGUGGGAUACAAAUGUUGCGGUUGCAGAAGAAUGAGAAGAGGAACGAAAAGAGGAAUGAACAGAGAAACAACAAGAAGAAGGACAAGGAACAUGCUCAGGACGAAGGAAAUUUGGAACGAGCUUGCGCCGUGUCAGUUUCAUCAUCCUCUAGUGACACCUCGAGCGAUGGUCCUGUCAGCCAUGGAGUUGCACUCCCCAACAGCACGCCCCGUAUGCGGUGCAAGUUCCACAGUGGCUGGCUACAUUUAAAGGCUUGGUCGUGCUGUGGGAAAAACCCAACGGACCCUCCAUGCGUGCAACGCGAGUAUCAUAUCCCCAGAUCGGAUGUAUCCGGCGAGACUGAAAGACUAUGGCAACACCAUCCAACCAAGAUUGGACAAACCCAAUUCUCACACCGAGCAGCAGUCGCCAUUGACUGUGAAAUGGGUACAACAAUGUCCAACGACUCUGAGCUCAUUCGCGUGACGCUGCUAGACUACUUUUCCGGACAAGUCCUUAUCGACAAGCUCGUGUGGCCGGACGUGCCCAUGUUGCAUCUCAACACCCGAUUUUCUGGAAUACGCUGGCCCGAUUUGCACAAUGCUCGCCGCAAGCGUAGCUGCUUGUUUGGAAGGGACAAUGCUAGGGCCGCUGUAUUGAAAUUUAUCGGACCGUCUACAAUAGUUGUAGGACACUCGGCGCACAAUGACUUGACGUCUCUCCGGUGGAUCCAUCACAGAAUAGUCGAUACUUAUAUUCUCGAAUCUGCCCUCAAAGAGGCGGCAGAGAAAGCGGUCACCGAGUCACCACAGAAGACACCGGUAGAGCCUACAACUGUUUCGGAUACUAGCCCUAAGAACGCGGAUGGCGGCCAGAAACGCCCCAAAGGCCGUGGUUUGCUCUCCCUAAAGACGUUGUCAAAGGUAAAGCUGGGGCGUGAAAUCCAAGUUGGACGCAACGGACACGACAGCAUCGAGGAUGCUCUCGCUGCACGGGACUUGGUGCAUGUGUAUCUGACCUCUGAGGACAAUCGAGCAGUACACGAAAUUUUAGAUGAAGAGAUCAGAUCAAUGGCUACGUGA
Talaromyces rugulosus is the source of this 1260-nucleotide messenger RNA. RefSeq lists its product as uncharacterized. Gene Ontology annotation, biological process: rRNA processing; ribosomal large subunit assembly. Gene Ontology annotation, molecular function: exonuclease activity; nucleic acid binding. Lineage: Eukaryota; Fungi; Ascomycota; Eurotiomycetes; Eurotiales; Trichocomaceae. The record is from RefSeq and is a predicted model, not a curated record. The transcript is spliced from 3 exons. Bases 1 to 1260 code for a protein of 419 amino acids. Gene Ontology annotation, cellular component: nucleus.